Messenger RNA from Grosmannia clavigera kw1407, 2682 nucleotides. Its product is annotated as glycogen phosphorylase. NCBI's taxonomy places the organism in Eukaryota, Fungi, Ascomycota, Sordariomycetes, Ophiostomatales, Ophiostomataceae. The record is from RefSeq and is a predicted model, not a curated record. Gene Ontology annotation, cellular component: cytoplasm. Gene Ontology annotation, biological process: glycogen catabolic process. The coding region runs from base 1 to 2682 and encodes 893 amino acids. The transcript is spliced from 6 exons. Gene Ontology annotation, molecular function: glycogen phosphorylase activity; pyridoxal phosphate binding.
AUGGCUUCUGAGCGUCUGCCUACCCGCGAGCGGCGACCGUCAGUGGGCGCUCCUCUCGUCGAUAUCCAGGGCAGUGUUGGUCCGACUGGCGUCACUCGGCCCAAGCAUCGCCGCACCUUCACCGGUUUUGGUGCCCAAGAGAUCAAGAGCGUCGAGGCCUCAAUCCCAGAGCCUUUGCGUGCGGCUUGGCUGAAGCACCAGGUCAGCGGCUUCAACACCAAAGAUGAGUUUGAGACUGAGCUGGUCCGCCAUGUCGAGACUACGCUAGCCCGCAGUUUAUUCAACUGUGACGAGGCCGCUGCCUAUUCUGCUACCAGUCUGGCCUUCCGUGACCGCCUGAUCAUCGACUGGAACCGAACCCAGCAGCGCCAGGCCUUUGCCGACACCAAGCGCGUUUACUAUCUCAGUCUCGAGUUCCUCAUGGGCCGUGCCCUCGACAAUGCCAUGCUCAACAUUGGCCGAAAGGACGUUGCCAAGGCCGGUCUCGCUGAUCUGGGCUUCCGCAUCGAGGAUGUCAUCAAGCAGGAACAAGAUGCCGCCUUGGGCAACGGCGGUUUGGGUCGUCUGGCCGCCUGCUUCCUCGACAGUCUAGCCUCCCUCAAUUACCCAGCCUGGGGCUACGGUCUUCGCUACCGCUAUGGUAUCUUCAAGCAGGAAAUCAUCGACGGCUACCAGGUCGAGGUGCCUGACUACUGGCUCGACUUCAACCCAUGGGAGUUCCCCCGCCACGACGUCACAGUCGAUAUCCAAUUCUACGGCCACGUCAACAAGACCACCGACGGGUCAGGCAAGGUGACGGCCCAUUGGGAGGGUGGCGACACGGUUCGUGCGGUCGCGUAUGAUGUGCCUAUUGCUGGCUUUGAUACACCCUCUACCAACAACUUGCGCCUGUGGUCCAGCAAAGCGGCGAGCGGCGAGUUUGACUUCCAGAAAUUCAACAACGGCGAGUACGAGAGCUCCGUCGCCGACCAGCAGCGCGCCGAGACCAUCAGCGCCGUGCUGUACCCCAACGACAACCUCGAACGGGGCAAGGAGCUGCGCCUUAAGCAGCAGUACUUCUGGGUGGCCGCCUCACUCUACGACAUCGUGCGCCGCUUCAAGAAGUCCAAGCGCGCGUGGCGCGAGUUCCCUGACCAGGUGGCUAUUCAGCUGAACGACACACACCCGACGCUGGCGAUCGUCGAGCUGCAGCGUAUCCUCAUCGACAUUGAGGGCCUCGACUGGGACGAUGCCUGGAACAUCGUGACACACACGUUUGGCUACACCAACCACACGGUGCUUCCGGAGGCUCUGGAGAAGUGGUCUGUCGGCCUCUUCCAGCACCUGCUGCCACGCCAUCUCCAGAUCAUCUACGACAUCAACCUCUUCUUCCUGCAGCUGGUGGAGCGCAAGUUUCCCAAAGACCGCGAUAUCUUGCGCCGUGUUUCCAUCAUUGAGGAGGCCCAGACCAAGAUGGUGCGCAUGGCCCAUCUGGCCAUUGUCGGCUCCCACAAGGUCAACGGUGUGGCCGAGCUGCACUCGGACCUGAUCCGCACCACCAUCUUCAAGGACUUCGUCGCCGUCUACGGGCCCGACAAGUUCAUCAACGUGACCAACGGUAUCACCCCACGCCGCUGGCUCCACCAGGCCAAUCCUGAGUUAUCCGCGUUGAUUGCGAGCAAGAUCGGUGCGUCCGACGCCUUCCUCAAGGACCUGACCCUGCUCAGCAAGAUCGAGGCGUUUGUCGAUGACAAGGCCUUCCAGAAGUCUUGGGCCCAGGUCAAGCUCAACAACAAGAAGCGCCUGGCCGAUUACAUCAAGGAGUCGACCGGCGUCGUGGUGAACCCGACAGCCCUCUUUGACGUGCAGGUCAAGCGGAUCCACGAAUACAAGCGCCAGCAGCUAAACAUCUUUGGUGUCAUCCACCGCUACCUGACACUCAAGGCUAUGACGCCUGAGGAGCGCAAGAAGGUGCUGCCCCGUGUGUCCAUAUUUGGCGGCAAAGCUGCUCCGGGCUACUGGAUGGCCAAGCAGAUCAUCCACCUGAUCAACAAUGUCGGCAGUGUGGUGAACAACGACGCCGAUAUUGGCGAUGCUCUGAAGGUGCUUUUCCUCGAGGACUAUAAUGUCAGCAAGGCUGAAAUCAUCACCCCGGCUUCAGACCUCAGCGAGCACAUCUCCACCGCUGGUACUGAGGCUUCGGGCACGAGCAACAUGAAGUUUGUGCUGAACGGAGGCCUCAUCAUCGGUACCUGCGACGGCGCCAACAUUGAAAUCACGCGGGAGAUUGGAGAAGAAAACAUCUUCCUGUUUGGUAACCUUGCCGAGGACGUCGAGGACAUUCGUCACGCUCACACUUUCGGGGAGCACAAGAUCGAUCCUACGCUGGAGAAGGUGUUUGAAGCCAUUGAGAAGGGCACAUUUGGCAAUGCGCAAGACUUCUCUGGCAUGAUCUCUGCAGUGCGGGAACACGGCGACUACUACCUGGUGUCGGACGACUUCAACAGCUACCUCGAGACACAGCAGCUCGUGGAUAAAUCAUACGAAGACCAGGAGAGCUGGGUCAAGAAGUCGAUCCUCAGCGUCGCACGCAUGGGCUUUUUCAGCAGCGAUCGCUGCAUCAACGAAUAUGCUGAGGAGAUCUGGAACAUCGAGCCGCUGGCCGUCGAUGCAUCGGUGGGCCUGAGCAAGGGUGAGCUGUAG